Messenger RNA from Aplosporella prunicola CBS 121167, 1758 nucleotides. RefSeq lists its product as uncharacterized. The transcript is spliced from 3 exons. Lineage: Eukaryota; Fungi; Ascomycota; Dothideomycetes; Botryosphaeriales; Aplosporellaceae. The record is from RefSeq and is a predicted model, not a curated record. The coding region runs from base 1 to 1758 and encodes 585 amino acids.
AUGCCUCUGUCCACUGAGCCCGACAACAGCAAUGGGUCGUCGCAACGCUGCAACGACUGCGGCCCAUCGCUCGCCUACAACUGCAAGCACCAACACCCACUGGGAAUGCGCGACCCGCCUCGACGCUUCCGCGUCACCGUCGCCACCAGUGACCAGCUCGCGCAGUGGCUCGAGAAGAGCGAGAAGCUCGCUGCGCAGAGAAAAGUAAUCGUCCAAUACCACAAGCUGAUCCGGAGGCGCAAGGAGCCUGAGACCGCCGACCUCUGGCCCUUCGGCAUCCACCUCGAGGAGAAAUCCGUCCCGGAGCUCAGUAUCGUCGAUGGCGGCGUCGGCGGCCUGCUGGCCCAACUCAACCUGCUGCACGCGGAGGAUUCCGAGCCCUGGCUAGACGGACGCUUGCAUCCGCUGUCGACGCCCUCGCUGGAGCAGAUGGGCCGCGCGUGGGCCGACGCAGAGUACGACAUCGUGGCGACCCUGGUCAAGAGGGUGCUGGUGGCCUUGGUGCCGAGACUGUGGCAUGACAAUACAGCGCGGCAGUUGAAGUCGUUGCUCAAGACGUUAUUCGAUGAUAAAGGGAAGCGCCGCCUGCAGCAAAAGCCGUUCACACACCGCACCAGAGGCCGCUUCAACUUGCUCUCCUGGGACGACAACCACCUGCCCGCGGGCGCCGUAUACGACGGCAUAGUGAACAAGACAUGGUCCUUCUGCACCGCCGUGCGCGAGCUCGUCACCAUCCUCGUGCGGCAGCACAGACAACUGCCCAAUCUAGGCGUCUACAAGGCCUUCAUCGUCAUCAACAAGGCUGAAAACAGCUACCGCGUCUUCUCCGCCACCGCGUCCCGCGCCUGGCUCAUGGCGCUCCUCGGCACCGCCCCGGCCACCACUACUGGCUCCCCGCACAUACUGCCCCUCGGUCUCAAGCUCCAGCUCACGCGCUUCUCGUCCUGGGCAGCCAAGUCGCAGCUGCUGCCGGCCUCGCAGCUAACCAAUGGCUUGCUGGUCCUGUUGGCCCAGCUCCUGCACCCGUAUACAGAGCAAGUGGAGCGGGGGGCGCGCGAGCGGCAGAUGCGCUUGCUGAGGAGGCAGCCGGUGGGUGAGCGUGUGCGUGCUGCUGGAGGAGGCAAAGACGGAUAUGGUGGUGGUGCUGCUGAUGAUGGGGGAGUGGACCAGGCUCCUGCCAGUGGUGGAACUGACGAAGAUGAUGGUACUGGCGGGGAUGAUGACUGGGAUGUCGAUGUUGAUAUUGACAUGGAAGCUAUUGGCGAGGAGGACCCGGACGAGGACAUUACCAGCGGCGCCUACGACUCUGACGAUUUCGAGGAGGACGACACGGACGAAGACGUCGGCAUGGACGACGAGGCCACCAGCAAGCAAACCACCUACGUCCCGCACAGCAACAAACACAAACACACGCACUACUGCCCCCUCAACAGCACCCUCUACAACUGCCCCCGCCACCACCCCCACCGGCACUCCAUCCCCGCGCUCGCGUUCGCGGCCACGGCCGCGGCCAACGCCGCAGCGCCCGACCUACCCUCUCUUGGUGACGAUGGCGCUGAGUUCGAGUGCGCGCUGCGCAGGGCGUGUUGGCUGGGGCUGAGGGGCGUCGUGAGGGGUGUUGAGGCGGAGGAGGAGGAGGAGGAGGAGGAGGAGGAGGAGGAGAAGGCAGCGGUGUCGCGUAAGCGCAAGCGCGGUGAUGGUGAUGGGAGGGAUGAGGAUGGGGAAAGCGAUAGGGGGGGCUCGCGGCUGUGUGUAUAG